GCCUCUCAAAGAACAGAGCGUGUGCAGUGAGUGGGGUGACCAUCAGCAUCGACCACUCUCACUUUAGCUGUAGUUAGGGUGGUGUGUGCUUGGUGUGUGUUUUGUUUGCAUGGAUCAUUAGUGCUUUUUGAAAGAAGACAAGGGCUUUACUUCAAAUACAGAACUUGACUGCUAUUAAACAUGAUGGGAUCAUUAAGGUCAAUGCUGCUGUUACUUCUUACCACUACACUGAGCCACAAUGCUCUAGGAAAGCCACAAGAUGAGGAAGAUGUUAAGAUAAUCACUAAGCCUUCACCAGGAGAAGAAUAUGUCCUGAUCCACAGUGGCAAAACAGUUAUUCCUGCAAAACAUCCAAAACAUGUGGAAAGAUAUGUUGUGAAAGACUUUUCAACAUCACAUAAGAUACCCAGCCAAACAGCUUCUGAGAAGUCUUUAUCACCACCUCUUACCAAGCCUGAAAAUGUAUUCUCAACUUCUCACAAAAUCACUCGAUAUCAUGCACCUUUAGUCAAACGUUCCACAGACAGUGUGCAAACAAAUUCCGAUGAGAGUGAAAACUCAAGUAGGAGUGCCUUGCUCAGAGUUCUGUCUCAGGCAAUUCUUGCACCUGAUCAGGUUUUGCCUCAAACUGAAAUAAAGUUAGUUCCUGAAACUGAAGAGAUCAGAACUGAAUAUUCAGUAGUAACAAGCAAAUCUAGGAAGGUGGUUCCAACAGCAAAACAUGUUCCAGUAGUCAAAAUUGAAUCUAAAGGUGAUUCUGGAGUAAUUGAAGAGAAACUGGAGGGGCCAGAUAUGCAUAAAGUAAUGCAAAAGAAACUAAAUGUAGAAGAAGGAAAGGAAAGCAAAGACACAUCUGCUGAAUCUGAAAAGAAGUCUGAUGACAGUCUAAUUAGUAGUGUUGAAGUGAAACCUGUGUCUCAAGUUGGUGUCACAAGUCCAAAAUUUGAAACCAAAGAAGGUGACAUUUCAGUACCCAUUCAGAAGAUAGCAGCAAGUUCUGGCCAAGUCACAACUACAACAGUGCUUCCACUGACUAGCACAUCUGCAAUUCUAACAAAGUCAAAUUUUGACAUAAUUCCAGUCAAUCUUGUAACAGAUAAAAUGAAGAAAGAAUAUGAAAAAGAUCUUGACUUUGUAGACUCACCACUUGGUGACAAACUUCUUGUGCCAGCAGGUUCAUCAAGUAACCAGCAAUCACGCGUAGAAGUAAAGAAAGGCCCGAAUGGACAGGACUAUGAGUAUGAGUACGUUUACUAUUAUUAUGAUGACGAAGAUAACGAUACCAUUGCCACAGCUGGUGAAAAGUCACAUGUUACUGCAAGCCCACCCACAACUACUUCUACCACUACAGAGAGAACAUCAACUUCUGGGAAACGAUAUUUACCAACAGUUUCUCCCAAAGACGCCACUGAUGAGGCAAAUCACGCAGCAUCUGCAAGAGGACGCAGCAGAAACAGAAGUCAGCCUCAAGGAGCAACAGAGCAACAAAAUCCUGAACAUCUGGAAAGUAAACCAAGUAAUGGAAGACAACGCUACACAACAAUUGAGAGAAGCAAAGGGGAAGCCAGUACAGCAGUGGCUCCAGAAUCAUCAAAUGAAGUACUACCACCUUCUCGUGGAUCAAGGUUCCGUGGCCGCCAGUUAAAUCUACAAACAACUACUCAGCCUUCUGAAGAACUCACACCUGCCGCCGAGGAGCGCCUACCAGCCAACACUCGCUUCCCCCCACGUUCAAGAUCUAAUCACAACAGUGCAACAGUCACCACUCCAUCCAUAGAAGAACCACUGUCUAACAGAGGACGCUCAUCACCUAGUAGUGGCGGAUCAGGACCCACCAACGGUGUAAGGCGCCCCAGUCUAGAACUGGUGGAUAGCAGCUCAUUUAGAACACAUUCCAGUGAUGUGUCACGUGGCCAGGAUCUAACAUCACAACCACCUUCAUUCCCUUCUACGCUUCCAUCAGGACCAUUUAGAUUCCUUGGAGUAAUUCCAAAUGAGGAGAGUGUAGAGAAAGAAGUUAAGCAUCAUCCUAGCAGAGUCCGAGGAAGAGGAGAGCUGGGAACAGUUACAUCAGCAUCAGUAGAAAAUGCAGACACAGAAAUAACCAGCAGCAGACGUGGACCUCACAUUCGCAGACCAUCUACACCACCACUUCCUCCAGAGUUAGAGGAAUCUGAUGGACUGCCUGAUGAAACCACUGAAAGCAUUCAUACAGAUGGAGUUAUACAACCAGUAAGUCAUGAUGUAAGACCAUCAGUCACUGAGCUUCCAGAAACAGAUGCCACAGCAGAUGAAAACACUGUCUCAACUACAGAAGAAGAUACUGCAUUAACAGCUGCUAUGAUGGAUAAAGCAGCAUUGGACUUGUAUGCCAUUUUUCAACAGACACAAGAUGAAAAUGCUAGUAACUAUGUAGAUGAGAAUGCCACAGACAGUAGCCUUGAGGAAGAUGAAGAAAAGGAGAACAUCACAGAGGGCAUUAACACAACCGUUGCAGUCACCACAACUACAACCACUACUACAACCACAACCACAACAGAGGCACCCACAACUACUACAACUACCACAGAGACACCUACAACUCAAGCAACUGGAAGUAAUCGCUAUAAAACUAGAAGGAUAGGCCAUCGUGGACAGAAUGGGCAGAACAAGUACCGUCCAAACAGUGCAUCUACUUCUACAACAGAGCCUGCACCUAUAGAAACCAGUACAAGAACAAAAGGUCGAUUUGGUAGUAACAGGACCCCAAUUGGAAGUGGAUCAUUUGGACGACGUGGUCAACAAAAGACAACAUCUAAACCAGUGGAGGAAGAAGCUGUGAAAGAAGAGAGCAAGGAAGUGACCUCAACAGCUCCUAAGAAUAAUGGCUUUCAUAGGUCACGAUUUGGAACAACAAGAAGCACCAGGGUAACCAGCACAACAGCCGCAACUCCUGAAGCAGUGUCCACUUCUUCAGGAACACAUUCACCACGGCCUGUGUUUGCAGAUAGAUAUAACACGAAGCGUCGCAGUGGACCCACCAGAGCAACAUCAGCACCAUUAAGUGACAUAACCAAAGCAGACAAUUCAAGCACAGAAGAUAACAGCGAACCAGCAAUAUCUUCUGAACUGUCAGUCACCACUCCUAGGACAACAGGGAGGAGCAGACUAAACAUUGGUGGUGGUCCUCGACCUCUGCGCCCAGGACCAAAAAUCAACAUUGGUGGACGCCCAAGACCAGGUGCAGCCCCCAUUUCUGUAACCACAACACAAGCUGCUCCCACUGAGCCUGAACAAGAAGGAAAUGAGCAAGCAAGUCAUCCAACAACAGCUGAUGAUACAAAACCUGAAGCACAGGAACCACAAGAAACUGUAACAACACCAGUUCCAGAUGCACUUACACGUUUACGGAGUCGUCCACGGUUACAUGUGACUGGUGCUACGAAACCCACUAGUGCACCUGCAGCCAAUAGCAAUAAUCGCCGUCACUUGGUGUCAUCAUUACUUCCAAAGAGACGUCCCCUCCAACCAGCUCCAGAAACGAAGGAUUCUGAGGCAGCUGAACCUCAUGAUUCUGAUGAUACAGCUGAAUCAGAAUCACCUGCUAAACAGAGUGGUAGUGAAGAAACUCAAGAAACUGUUGAAGUAACAGCAACAUCAGCAAAUGAAGAAACUCAUGAUACCCCGCGUGAAAAUCGUCUCUCUUCAUUACUGUCAGGAAGAAGAAGAGCCAAUGUAGCAAGACGGCCAGGAACUCUUCUUCCAUCAACAGGGAAACAGUUGAGCCAAGAUUCAGCAUAACAUCUGUUGCUAGAGUAAAACAGGGCACUUCAUUCAGAACAGUACACGUGAACAGUGAGGUACUUUUCUUUUAUGUUCAAAAGGAAGACAAUAGGGAAAGUUAAAUAAGAGUGUUUUUUUUUUCUUUUUGUAUGGACAACAGUUUUCAGAGUAAUAAACUCCUUACACAUAAUACAGCCCAAAUAAUUUGAAAAUGGACUGGAUUCUUCAUUUGUGCACUGUCAUAUCCACAUUCUACAAAAGGGCCAGGUAAAUACCAUAUUUUACUUCACUUAGUGUUAAACACAAAAUCUAAAUUCUUUAUUCCCACGUGCAGCAUACUGUGUUUUAACCUCUCAUGCAUUUCACAUUUCACUAUAAAAUAAAAUUUUCUGUCCUGUCAAGUAACAGAAAUGAGUAAAUUGUAGCAAAUACAAAAUAACGAUACAUGUCUUAUGACACUUUCCAUUCUAUACGAGUGAUGGACAAAAAAGUCUCCAAACUUUUCUGUCUUCCCAUAAUCUUACCUGUUGGCUUGCUGGGCCUGCCAUAGCUUGACUGGAGCCAUAUUAGCCACCAUUUUCAGGGUUCCUGUUGGGCCUUCUCAGCUUUUUUGGUGGUACUGUGCAUCACACCAACAAGUAGUAUCCUAUUUUAUUUUACUCCCUCCUGCUGCAUGGACACUUAGGCUCUCUUUCAAGAGAGACACAUUAAGCAUUAUAUCUGUGGUUGUGCACUUGUGGUGGAGUGCUGUUUAAACAUAAAAUCAUGCAUUUAUUCUACAAUGGCCAAAAAAAUGUAUAUUGGAACCGCUAUUAAAAACACUUCUGUCUUUGUUCCACAAAUCAGACAUUUUUGAUACCUGAGAAGCAAAAGCAGCCAUUUCUUUGAAACACUUCACAGAAGUCUUAUGUUCUUAGUUAAUCUGUCUCGAAAGAAACAAGCAAAACUUUGUUCACUGUCACUUACCAUUCUCCAAACAAUCCCAGAACAAAAAUAUUAUUUAAUUAUAAAUUACAGCUGAAAAGAAGCUAAAAUUUAAGGAUUCUCCAUGAACAGGGCAUUGCUGAGGUCAAUUAGCAUUCUUUGUUGUAAGUACAGCUGUGACUGAUAUGGGUAUUAAUAAGAAUAUGAUUCUGGAACUAUUAAAUUCCUGAUUCAUCACUGGUAGUAAUUCACAGCAAUGUUAGCAAUUUAACUUUGGUUAGGUUAGGCCCUAUGUUGUAAAGAUCAGACCUGGAAAUAACUAUAUUAUCCAGCUGUAUUACAGAGGACCUAAAUACUAGUAUACUUAACAUAUUUAUAUGAAACCAGUUAAUUAUAAAUACCUCCAUAACAUUGUUUAAUACUGUGGUAUUAAACUGGUUUACAGUGUGUUUCAAGAGGAAAAAUGAAUAUAUUAAAGGAUAUUAUGCCUGAAUUUUCUGUUCUGAAAAUGAACACAGAUGAACCUACCUACUAAAAGAAAUUCUUAUGACCAUCUGUUACAUACAGAAUGAAAAACAUACCAUAAUAAAGCAAUAUUAAAAUCAUUUAAACACACAGACACUCUAGUGACACCAUGCUAGUUAUGUGGUUACUACAAAAAAAUGAGCAAUAAGUUAUUCUGUUAAACAAUAAUAUGUAUAUUUUGUUAUUCUGAAAAUUGAGUAAUAACUAUGUAGUGUGGUAGUAGUGUAGUAACUUUGUGUGUGUUGUUCUUUCUAAAAUUAUGAUCAUUCAAUGAAAACUCCAUAGAAUUCAACAGGCACCAGACUUUCACUGUAGCAGUCAAAACAGAAAGAUGGACACAAAUCCUUCUCCAACACUUUUAGAGCGCGGUUCUAAUUUUUAUACCAGUUGCAAAUGCAUCUGACAUCAAGAGACAUGUCAUAUAACUCAAAUGUUUAAUUUUCUUCCAACAAUAAACAAAUGAAGAAGGAAUGAGUGAAACAGACAUAAAUAUACAUCCAUGAUCUUCAGUUUGAGAAUCAACAAAAGGCAUUUAAUGAGGAUUAAUACAGUUAUUAAUUGGCAAUUAUUGGUAUUAUUUUAAGAUAAGAAUACAAAUUUAAAACCUCUUCACAUGGCAUAUGUCUACAUCCGAAACUAAAAUAUAAUUAUUACCAGACACAAUUAUAAGGCACAAAGAGAAAUGAUGACAGAUGAAUAAGCUUACGGGCCAGUAUGCACUAAAGAAGGAGUUCCUCAAUAAGUUUCUUCCGCUAAACAAAAUAAGAAUUAAUUGUGCCUGGUGUCACCCACAGACCCAUAUAAGUUGUUACUUAACCUGCUAUUAUUAUUGGUCUGUAAUCAAUGUUGAAUCCACAUAUUUUCUCUGAAAAAUAGUUAACAUAAAGAUGGAUUUAAAAGUCAA
This is a messenger RNA of Zootermopsis nevadensis, 6115 nucleotides long. RefSeq lists its product as uncharacterized. NCBI's taxonomy places the organism in Eukaryota, Metazoa, Arthropoda, Insecta, Blattodea, Termopsidae. The record is from RefSeq and is a predicted model, not a curated record.